GGAGGAUUGCGAGGAAGAUUCUGACGGAGGCGUUGACGUGGAUCUAUUCGACUGCGAUAUGGAGUCCAUUGAGGUUACCCGUUCGCCACUACCCUUGCCGCCAACGCUACAUGUUCCGAAUCCUAUUGAUGAAGACGAGGAGGACUUCUCGCCGAGCAACCUCGUUACCAGACCUCCAUCUCCUGUUGGCGGAGGAGCCGCUUUCCUAGAUUUCUUUUCUUCUUCUCCCUCGUCAACCGAUCCAUCCACCCAUGAGGGCCCUUCGGAUAAUGGAUCUGAAAACGCCAAUGACGAUGAAGCCCCGGACGACGACCCCGUCUUUCUAAUGCAGCUGGACCCUCCGCUGGAGGAAUUUGGCUCUGUGCAAGAUCAUUCGUCGCCGCCUGCCGCUAUCUACUCUGACAGUUACGUACACUCCGGGGCUUUUGGCGUUCAUGGGUCUAUGAUGGAUCCGCUGUCCGAGAUUCUGGUUACGAGGAGCUUCGAAGGACAGCAGGAGGGGUCCACAAUGGAAGAUGAAGCUUUGGAGUCGGAAGCUAGCCAAACUCCGGGCUGGAACGAGAACAUUGAAAACUACAACUACGAUUUUGCAAAGUUUUGUCUUCACGCCUACUACCGGUAUAGAAUGAACCCGGCACGCUAUCAGAAAUUAUCGGUAGCAGCCGCAGACGUCAAGAAACUGCCACGACCGAGAGAGAUUACAAGACGGGAUGUUGAGAGAGAUGGUUGCGAUAUUCAGGCGAUUCCUUGGCAGAAACUAGGGAUCACGGUUGAUGUUGCCAGGGGUGUUCGACGGAAGGAAUAUAUCAACUAUAGGAACGAGAAAGAUGUUGAGCCAGAGCAACCGCCUAGUAUACCGGCAAAUCGCCAAUUUUAUAAAUUUCGAAGGAUGGACAUGGAGCAGAAGCCCCGCCUGAUACACUUCCAGCUGCGCAAUCUACUAGGAGUGGUGUCCAGAAGCGAUGUUUUCUACGCUGGUAAUGCGAAGGUUCUCCGGACAAAUCCGCUAACAGGAUCGACGGUGACUACUAUGGAUCUAUCGUACCCGGACUCCUGGAGCGGGAAUCAAAUCCGAAUAUCAACAUUGAGUGCCUGUGCCGGUCAGUCUGGUGUAGUGAUCGCAGGCUGCUUUCAUGGGGAAUAUGCUAUGAAACCGCUCUUUGCCCAGGCAUCCGCGAAACCCAUCACGGGGAUUGUGACGAAGAAUGAGAGUGGCAUAACAAACCACGUUCAGAUUGUCCGAAACAGACACAACAACACACCAAAUGCCGUCUUCUCAUCAAACGAUUGCCACGUGCGUGUCCUUGACUGUGAGACUCUAGCUUUCAACACUCAACACGAAUAUGACUGGCCGGUGAACUGCAGCGUUACGAGCCCAGACUCGCGCUUGCGCGUCGUGGUAGGGGAUCAUACAGACGUGCUUAUCUGCGACGCCGAGCGCGGGAGCACACAGUUUGUCCUCCCAGGACACAGAGACUACGGUUUCGCUGCGGCCUGGAGCGACGACGGGCACACUAUUGCCACUGGGAACCAGGACGAAACGGUACGUAUCUGGGAUUCCAGAAAACUUAAUGAGACUUUGAAGGUGCUCCCUGCGAAAAUGGCCGGCGUGAGAGCCCUGCGCUUCUCCCCGCUCGGAUACGGUGGCAAGAGAGUCCUUGCAAUGGCUGAACCCGCCGACAUUGUGCAGAUCGUGGACGCAACGUCCUGGGACUCUAUGCAACAAUUGGAAUUCUGGGGCGAGGUUGGAGGAAUCGAGUUUGCGCCUACCGGGGAAGAAUUUUUUAUUGCUAACGCGGAUAAGUCCGUUGGGGGCCUUAUGGAGUUUGAGAGGUGUAAGGGGCGCGCUUACUAUCAGGAGUACCCGGAAGGCAAUAGUGGUAGGGAAGUGCUUUGCUGGGAGGAUGCUAUGGAUGAGGAGGGGGAUAUGAAUGGGCCCGGGAGGAGAGGCAGAGGGAGUAACAUAAUAUCUGACGGAUGGAAAGCGGAGGAGGAGCACAGUAGCUGUUGCUUCAUUCUCUCUAUAUCUCUGUCUGAUUGUCUGUUCGUGUGCUUACCUUCCUCUUCCUUGCCUUACUUUUCCAAACACAUACAGCCCCAUUCCACUCACCUUGCCCCAUUCUACACAGGCGCAAUAUGUAAUAACCACCACCUCCCCCUCCUUCCUUUCCUUUCCCUUCCUUUCUUCUUUUUGCCUUCACCAUCACCAUCACCACCAUCACCAUCAUCAAUCAACACUAGGGGGCUAUCUGAUUUUAUCAUCAUAACGUUUGUCGCGAGUCAUGAUUGUCUUUUUUCUUCUUUCAUUACCCUUUUUUCUUGGCUUUUGUCCUCUCGUCUGUCCUGUCUACUUGUGCACGCUACGUUGCGCUACUCGUCAUUGCGUGGGAAGUUGGCUUUUUGCUUGUCCUAUUUUGGAUUUUGGAUUUUUUUUUUCGGAGGGUCGGCGUAUUUGUUGCUAGGGUGGGUAUGUCGGUAUUAUGUGAGGUACGGGAAUGAACAAGAUGAUGAAGAGUUGCCAAGUGGGAAAGGGGGAUAAUGUGUUCUUUAAGGCUUGUCAGAUGCUAGUGCUCGAGUGGUUUU
Molecule: messenger RNA, 2583 nt
Organism: Tuber melanosporum (Perigord truffle)
Lineage: Eukaryota; Fungi; Ascomycota; Pezizomycetes; Pezizales; Tuberaceae
Exons: 4
Coding region: 59-2539 (826 amino acids)
Molecular function (GO): protein binding
Source: RefSeq, a predicted model, not a curated record